Messenger RNA from Dendronephthya gigantea, 12650 nucleotides. RefSeq lists its product as uncharacterized. The record is from RefSeq and is a predicted model, not a curated record. Gene Ontology annotation, biological process: spermatogenesis. Lineage: Eukaryota; Metazoa; Cnidaria; Anthozoa; Malacalcyonacea; Nephtheidae. The transcript is spliced from 25 exons. The coding region runs from base 148 to 12504 and encodes 4118 amino acids.
UGGUUUGUGCGACUGUCAUAGCUAGAGAUCGCCUCAAUCGCUUCAUUUUCUUAAAUAAAGAGGUACAUUUUUUAAAAUCAAAAGAAAAUUGCUGCGAUUUGUGUAUAGGAAAAGAAGUAAACGAGUUAAAGAGUAUUUAAAGCCGCGAUGGCAUGGCGUCUACGCUUUCCUGUCGACGAAAUGGUCGAAGUGCUGGUAACCCACGUGGAGGCAGAAACGGGCAAUUUCUUCGUUCAACUCAGCGACUCGAACAGUUCAAAACUCGAGGAUCUUAUGGGAGAUAUCGCCAAUUUCGUUGCCCACAACACCUCAAGUUCUUUAAGGUCGAAGAUUUUGAGAGUCGGCGAUAUUUGCCUGGCUCAAUACCACCUCGACGAGGUUUGGUAUAGAGGUAAAGUUUUGGGUGUAAAUAAUAACAGUUAUAAGGUGUUUUUCUUUGAUUAUGGAAACUGCGAUUUAGUUGCAUCCAAUAACGCUAUGCUAGCUACGGAGAAAUUCAUAACUUUGCCACCGCAAGCCUUUGAAUGUGAACUUGCAGAUGUUAAACCCACUGGAGGAAACUGGAAUGCUGAACUGCUUGUGAAACUUGAGGAAUUGAUUUUGGAGCAAAUCUUUGUUGCCCAGGCAGUUUCAUUGAAAACCAACAACGUUCUAGUCCUGAGCCUAUUCCAAGAUGCAACAAUGAGUAAGCUUGUGGUAGAUCCAUUAAUUUCGGCUGGUUACCUUGAGCGCACCGAGGUUCCGCUUCCAGCCAAUUCUGGUGGACCGAAGCAAAGUUACAAGUAUUUGGAGCUGAAUAAUUUUAGCUUUGAGGAUGUCCUUGUUUCCCACUGUGAGAAUCCAAGUGAGUUCUAUUGUAUAUUGAUAAAGAACUCAACUGCAUUGCAUAGGCUGAUGGAAGAAUUGGAAAAGACUUACAGAGAAGCGACAGAGGACGAUUACCCGUUGACAUCUAGUUGCCAAAAUAACCCAUGCUGUGCCAAGUAUUCCGACGAUAACAUGUGGUACCGUGCAAUCAUUACAAGCGAAACCCCUUCUUCCACUGGCGAAAUUAAUGUAAAGUUUGUCGAUUAUGGCAAUUGCCAGACUGUCCAUAUUUCUAACCUUAUGGGACUUGAUGAAAGAUUCUUGGAAUUACCUAUGCAAGCAUUAGAGUGCACAUUGUAUGGAGUCAAGCCGAUGGAUAAUAAAAUCGAUUGGCCUCAGGAUGCUUGUGAUUUGUUUGAAACACUCACCAGUGAAAAGCAACUUGUAAGCUAUUUAAGCAACAUUCGGGACAAUGCUGGAGAAGUUUUUCUUUUCGACACAUCUGAAGAGACUAAAGAUAUAAAUUUUGGCCAAGUUUUAGUCGACCACGGCAAGGCUGUUGCAGUUAAACCAUUGACAGACUACAAAAAACCGCGAACAUCUCAGCGUAGGAAGUCUUCGUUCGGCAUCAUAGAUCUUGCUCCGAGCAGUACAGAAAAGGUUGUGGUUACAAAUAUAGAAUCCCCAUCGGACUUUUACUGCCAACUUCUAAAACAUUCAAAUGAUUUGAGCAAGCUAAUGGAUGAUAUAAGUGAGUAUUAUGAAGCGCUUGGCGAUGUUGAUGAUACCAUAACCUUGCCUCAAGCUGGAAUGCUUUGCUGUGGCAAAUAUACCGAGGACGACGGUUGGUAUAGAGCUUUGAUUUUAAGCUCGGAUAUUGCAAAUCGGCAAGUGGAAGUAAUGUAUGUGGACUACGGUAAUUUUGAGAUGCUUCCCAUCACAAGAAUCAAAGAGUUGAAACCCAAAUUUGUGACGUUGCCUCAGCAAGCCAUUCCCUGUUGCCUGUAUGGUGUAAGCCCUUCCGCACCAAACUGGACCGACCAAGCAAUUGAGGAAUUUCAAAAUGCAAUACUAGACAAAGAACUGCAGAUUAAAGUUGUCUCGCACAGCGAGGCACAGAAUUAUAGUGUAUGUGUCAUGGAGACUGUUGGUGAUGAGGAAUACAGCAUUAACAAACAACUAGUUCAGAAAGGUUUUGCGAUAUCUGAUGAAGAUCAUCCGGGAGUUCCAGUCGAGACAGGAUUUCAAAAUUACCAUCCACCAGCCGUAGAUAUUGGUAACUAUGUUGACAUUGAAGUCACUCACGUUGAGAAUCUCGACCAAUUUUGGUGCCAUCUUGUCUCCUCGGCCGAUGACAUGGAAAGUCUGAUGGCAAAUCUUCAGGAGUAUUACGACGUGAAUCCACCAAAGGGGACAGACUUGAAUGUGUUUAACAAAGGGAGCCCGUGUUGUGCACGGUUUAGUGAUGACAACUUGUGGUACCGUGGAAAGAUUCUUGAAAAAAUGCCAAACAGUCGUUUUAAAGUUCGUUUUGUUGACUACGGGAAUUGCGAAAUUGUUUCUGCGAAAAGUGUCGCUGUUUUGAAUCCGGAAUUUCUGCAGUUGCCAAUCCAGGCCAUCGAAUGUAGCCUCGCGAACCUGCCUUCGGCUCACAAGAGAGCGAACAAAUUUGUCAGUAAAUUUCUCGACAUGGUGAACGGCAAAGAGCUGGUUGGUCGGAUGGACGAACGUGUCAAUAAUGGCAAAUAUUCGGUGUUGCUGAUCGAUACAGGUGGAGGUAAAUCUGUUAACAUCAACGAAGAGAUGGUUGAGUUUAGCACCGGGAAUAAUGCAAAGCAAAAUGCUGAGAAAGAACCUGUUGCAAAAAUAGCAUCGAAAGUGGAUGAACCCAAUAUCACCAUUGGUGCUGAAGAGCUCGUCUACAUCACAAACGUGAUCAGUUCCGAAGAAUUCCACUGUCAGCUUGUUAAGACAUCUUCUCAAUUAGACAAACUUAUGGACAACAUCGAAGCAUUCUACCGUGACCUCUCCCCAGGCGAUUGCACGUUAGUUAACCCACAAGUUGACGAUAUUUGCUGCGCCAUGUUCACGGUGGACGAUGGUUUCUAUCGGGCUGUCGUCACGAAGCUCUCACGUGAUUGUGUCGAAGUCCGUUACCUGGAUUACGGAAACAGCGAGGAGCUUCCACUUUCUCGAAUUUGGACUUUGAAUGCGAACUUCACCGAGCUACCCGCACAGUGCUUCCAUGCUAAGGCGCUCUCUCCGAGCUCAGAAAAUGCGGCGGAUUUUGAGAAGAAAGUACUGGAGAAAGAAUUGAAGGCAGAGAUUGUUAGAAAAGACGAGAAUGGUGCUUACGUCGUUCGUCUAUUAGAUUCCAACGGAAGACCUCUAUUCCCCAGUGGUUCUGAGAGGUCACAACAGAAACAAGCGUCGUCUAAACGUACACCCUGUACGGUAAAGGACGCAAGUGUUUCAAUCGACGAGACGAUGCGUGUGUACAUAACUUCUGUAACAAGUCCCGACGAUUUCUUCUGCCAGCUUACUAAAACGACCGCUCAACUUGACGACUUGAUGAACGAGAUUGAAGAGCAUUAUCGACCGCUUGGAGAUCAACAGGAGUCCUUAAAAGACCCAGAGAUUGGCGAGGCAUGUUGUGCCAUGUUUACUUUGGAUGAUGGUUGGUAUCGCGCGAGGGUGAACAAGCGUUCUGGUACCACAUUUGAUGUUUGUUACAUCGAUUAUGGCAACUCAGAAACUAUUCCCCAAAUCAGAGUGAAGACUUUACACGAGAACUUUACGAGGUUGCCUGUCCAAGGUUUUCACGCCUGUGUUAAAACUGCGAAUGCUGUGGAUAGCUCGUCGUUUAAGGAUAGUGUUUUGGAGAAAGAAUUCGACGCAAGGAUUGUAGCGCAGAAUAAGGGCAGCGUGUUUGAAGUCGAGCUUUUCAACGCUGACGGGAUGAAGUUGUUUGGAACUGCGAAUGAUAGGAAAAAAACCGAAGUAUACAAAGUCGAGGAAGCCCAGGUAACGAAGGGUGCGAAAGAACACGUUUAUGUGACGUUCUUUGAAAGUCCCGAAAGCUUUUUCUGUCAGCUCACGAAGACCUCGAAACACCUGGAUGAGCUUAUGGACAGACUUGAAGAAUUCUACCGCCCCCUGGGCAAUGGCGAUGAACGACUGGUAAAGCCAAAGAUUGGCGAUACUUGCUGUGCAAUGUUCACCGAAGAUGACGGAUGGUAUCGUGCCGUCAUUACUAAGGUUUCUGUCAAUACAGUAGAAGUUAAUUAUAUCGAUUAUGGCAACAGUGAGGAACUUCCGGUGUCCAGAAUAAAAAGGUUACUCGCGUGUUAUUGUGAAACGAGCGUCCAGGGCUUUUCAGCUAGUCUGGUUGGAUCUACUUCGGCGGGAGUGGAAAAGAUAAGGGAAGCGAUCGAUGGCAAGGAAUUAAUGGUUCGUGUGACAGGUCGAAAGGGUAACGGUGUUUUCGAUGUCGAGGUCUAUGAUAUGAAUGGUAGAAGACUGUUUAGUUCUGCCCAGGACUCUGGGAAACCAGCAGAAGUGCGGUCAAUAAAUGAUUUCUUGAGUUCGUACAAUAUUCUAUCAGGAUCACAGAUGGACGUCUGUGGAUCUCACUGCGAGAGUCCAAAUAUGUUCUACCUUCAUCUGGUGAAGAAUAAAGGAAGUCUGGAGAAGGUUAUGACAGAUCUGAGUGAAGUGUAUUCUAACCUCAAACCAACGGAUAACGCAGUUGUCAAUCCUGUUGUCCACAUGUUUGUUGCUGCCAAAUACCCAGUGGAUGGUGGAUGGUACAGGGCGCGUAUUCUCAGUAUUCCUUCUCCAAACGAAGUGGAAGUUUGUUAUGUUGAUUUCGGAAAUUGCGAGCGUGUUGGUUUACAUGACAUCAAAACGCUUGCUCCCGCGUUCCAUGACACGCCCGUGCAAGCGGUCAAAUGCCGUCUGCAUGACGGGAAGGAAAAGUGGAAUGGUAACGAGUGCGAUACAUUCGAGAUCUUGGUUCUUGAGAAGCACCUCAUUGCAGAUGUGAAGUCCAUCGAUACGAACACCCAAACUUUGACGGUCUCCCUGUUCGAUACCCAUGGCUCUGAAAAUGUAAACAUCCUCAAAGCUAUCAGCGCUAAAUCCUCAAGAAGUCAGGAAAAACUACCCAAGCUCACAAGCCUUCCCAAACUCCAACUCAAAGACGUUGAAAAUGUCCUGGUCGAGAGUGCGGAAUCUCUGGAUAGUUUUAUCUGCCAAUUUACAAGACUUAACCUCGACCUUGACACAGUGGCGGACAUGAUGUACGAAACUUACCAUGAGGGGACCCCACCGGACUUUGUCGCUACUCCAUUACAAGUCAAUGACGUGAUCGCCGCCAUGUUUAACGAAGACGAAACAUGGUACCGGGCAUCUGUCUCGGGGCUAAACCCCGAUGGUGGCGUGCACAUGACUUACAUUGACUACGGAAAUUCAGAGACGAUUCCCCGAGCGGAGAUUGGGAAACGCGUACGGUAUCUUGAAAAGGAACUUCUUCGUUAUCCGCCCAUGCGCGGUGUGAUGUGUUCGUUGUCACGUGUCAGCACUGAGGGGAAACGGUAUUCGUGGACCCCACGCGCGCACGACGCGUUCGUUCGCUAUGUUGUCGAGAAGGAAUUUCGAGCAAGGCUGAGCUCCGAUAGGGAACCGUACCAAGCCCUCCUCGAAGACAAAUUAGGAAGCAUACACACGUGGCUGGCACGUGAAAAACUCGUGACAAGCAAGGACUCUGAACCGGAGGUGGUGCAAGAUGAUUUCUAUGAACUUAAGGUGGCUGUGGGGACAUCAUGUGAUGUUUACGUAACACAUUCGAGAAAUCCCGAGGAUUUCUACGUUCAACAGGCUGCGAAUGCAGACGCCAUUGACAAAGUUAUGGACGACAUACAUACAAGCUGUACCGACGGAUCCCGAGGAGCAAUAGUGGAUAUCAAGCAAGGCACCCUUUGUGCUGCUCAGUAUACUGCCGACGAUGCCUGGUACCGCGCCAGAGUUACGCAGAAGCCUGGACCUGACUCCGUAGAAGUACUUUUCGUCGAUUACGGAAACACGGAGGUUUUACCGAAAGAAAGGAUAAAAGAGCUCGAUCCCAGUCUCCUUGAGCUGCCCGCGCAGGCCAUAUGCUGUGGCUUGCAGAUACACCACCAACAAAGAGCCUGGGAUUCAGAAACGAAGGAACGAUUUGAGACAGCCACCGCUGACAAGUGCUUGAAGAUGACCGUGUUGAAAGACCUGGAUGUUAAAUUGCUGGUGACAAUGACGGAUGAGGAGGGAUCACUAUCAUUGAAUGACAUGUUUAGUCAAAAACCAUCUGAACUAUCUGAGGACUCUGCCGAGCCAGCCGAGAUAUCCCUAACGGCGUAUCCUGUGACAGGAAAACAAACCGCAGAGGUUUACAUCAGUCACUUGGUCAACCCCGGUGAAUUCUAUGUGCAGCUUUCUGGUACUGAGGAAGAGCUAGAACGCUUGGCUGAACUUUGUGCCCAGACUUACGACGGCCCAGAAAGUGACAGUUAUAAACUGCCUAAUCCACAAAAGGAUAUGUUCUGUUGUGCGCGUUAUUCUGAAGACGAGGCCUGGUAUCGAGCCCAGAUCCUCUCCGUCGACCCCACCAAUCACACAGCGACCGUUCGUUUCGUGGACCAUGGCAACACUGACGUGGCGAAUCUCGCAUCAGAUCUUCGUCGACUUUCAGCCGAACUUUCAACAUCGCCUUGUCAUGCUAUACCCUGCACCCUCGCGCGUGGCUCGUGGACGCCCGAACAGUGCUCCAGUUUCGAAGCUGCCGCAUUGGAUAAACCACUUCAAGCAACCUUUGAAGCGUACCUCGAGAACACUUGGAUAUUAACGCUUAAAGACGGGACUACCUCGUUGAAUCAGCUACUCAAACCUUCCGCGGUUACCCCGUCUGUGCAAAAACCACGUUUGGCCGUUGGGGACGAGCCCGCUGUGUACAUUGUCAGCGUGCAUUCACCAGAUGACGUCAUCCUUCAGUUAAGUGGUCACGUGAGUGACUUGGAGGCAUUAAUGGAUGAUAUAGCCACUAACCCACCUCAGGACACGUUGCCGAUCUCGCAAGUGGAAACUGGAGCGUCUUGUCUCGCUUUGUUUACUGAAGAUGAGGCCUGGUAUCGAGCAAAGGUACUGGAUUGCGAUGGUGACCUGGUCAGGGUCCUUUACGUGGAUUAUGGUAAUGCGGAAUGGUUAGAUGCCGACAGGCUUGCUCCAAUAUCUGAACGAUUCUCAAAUCUACCCGAAGUCAGUGUCCGUUGCUGUUUCGACCUCUCAAACGGUGGGGAAAUCUGGACGGAUGACGUUGGCGAGAAACUGCUUGAAAUUUACGGAGAACACGAACUUCGUUGUAAGAUUACGUCCGAAAAUGACGAGGUUUUUUCAGUAAGGCUGUUCUGUGAUGGGGAAGAUGUCUUGGCCAAAGUUUUAACAUCUGGCGAGGUUGCAUCGGCUUCGGAUAGUGGAAUUACCGCAGAAGUGGCGCUCUCUGAUCGUUAUCAGGUCAAAGAACUAACAGCAGGUGAACGGAAGGAUGUCAUAUGUUCACAUAUUGAAUCGCCUCAGAAACUUUGGUGCCAGCUCUCAGAAGAUCAGGGCAUUUUGGAUGAUCUUAUGGAUCAUUUACAUGAAGUAUACAGUGCACUUAGCGCCGAGGAACUGCUGGUCACGAGUUACGACGUCAAUUCAGUGUGUUGCGGUCAGUUUCUUGAUGACGACGGAUGGUAUCGAGCGGAAAUACUUGGCAAGCAGGAUGAAGGUGUCAUGGUGCGUUACGUUGAUUACGGUAACGAGGAACUAUUACCUACUGCAAGAUUACGAAGUUUAAAGCCAGAGUUUUUGGCAACACCACGCCAAGCCAUCGCGUGUUUGUUGGCCGACAUCCAGCCCAGUGACGAUGACUGGAGUUCUGAUGCCAUUACCGUUGUCGAAGAGUUUACCUCAGAAAAGUCCCUUACGAUCGAAAUAAAAAGUGUGGAUGAUCUUGCUGCCACAGCUAUCGUUUACGGCCGUUCAGAAGACGAGGAAAUAUCUUUAAGCGAUCUUCUUGUCGAGAAAUCCUUCGCAACUCGGUCUGUGGAAUCUUCAAACGAAGCUCCAGGUAGUUUGGUAGCUGAAGUAUCCUAUUCGAACUUCCCAGCGAAGAUUGGCGACAAGUUGAAUCUAUUUUACGUGUCUGCCGAAUCACCAGCGAGUAUUUGGUGUCAACUGUCCGACUCUGAAAACGAUCUGCUUGAUCUCAUGGAGAAGCUUGGAGCGUUUUAUGGAAACCUGAAUGAAGGAGACUGGGCGCUAGUAGAACCGGUCGUUGGAGCGGCCGUUUGUGCUCAGUUCACCGAGGAUGAUUCGUGGUAUCGCGCUGUGAUAUUGGAGACUGAACCGAGCAUAGCCGUUCAGUUUGUUGAUUACGGAAACUCUGAGAAGUUGACUCAAUCCAGAAUUCGAAUUUUGAAGCCUGAAUUUGCACCUUUGCCUAAACAAGCUAUCCACUUAGAACUUUCCGGUGUCUCACCCGAGUCUCUCGAAGAAUGGUCGGAGGAAAAGCGGGAUGCGAUGGAAGAAUUAUGUUCCGAGAAAUGUUAUGUCGGUGAAAUUCUCGGAAUCUCCGAUAGCGCCAUGGAAAUUUCCUUACGAGAAAUUGAGUCGCAGAAACUGUUGUUGGAUGAGUUGUGCCAGGCGGAGCUUGUGGCGAGGAAAGGUAAAGACGGUGUUGAACAGGAAGACACGAAAGUAAGCGAGGCUUUAGUCCAGCCAGAUGUCGAACCACCCGCUGUUGAAGACCAGGCAGUUAGCGACCAUACAGGAAAUGAACUACCAGUAGAUGACCAAGUAGGCCCCCCAGUGAGUGACCAGCUAGUGGACGAAAAAUCAGUAGAUGAAGUACCAGUAGAUGACCAGCCAAUGGAUGAAGUACCAGUAGAUGACCAGCCAGUGGAUGAAGUACCAGUAGAUGACCAGCCAGUGGAUGAAGUACCAGUAGAUGACCAGCCAGUGGAUGAAGUACCAGUAGAUGACCAGCCAAUGGAUGAAGUACCAGUAAAUGACCAGCCAGUGGAUGAAGUACCAGUAGAUGACCAGCCAGUGGAUGAAGUACCAGUGGAUGACCAGUCAGUGGAUGAAGUACCAGUAGAUGACCAGCCAAUGGAUGAAAUACCAGAAGAUGACCAGUCAGUGGAUGAAGUACCAGUAGAUCACCAGCCAGUGGAAAAUGUACCAGUAAAUGACCAGCCAGUGGAUGAAGCAGCAGUAGAAGUAAAAGAUCACUUAAUAAAUGACCAACCAGUCGACGACCAGCUAGAUCUUGAAUCACCAGAUGUUGAGGACCAACCAGUGGACGACCAGCCAGUGGACCAGCAAGAAGUCGGUACACCAGCUUUGGAAGAGAAACCAGCCUAUGAUCAACUGACUUUGGACGAACCAGUUCCGGACGAGCGGCCUCCGAUCAAAGAACAAGCGGACGAUGUCCUACUCGCCCAAAAUAGUCGCAGCGACGAAGCCGAAGACGUGACAAGAGGAGCUUCUCCAGGCGACAGCGAGGAAGAUUUGAACGAUGCGACGGCCGUGUGUCAUGCUAUCGACCGCUUGCUUGACGAGAUUGACUCUCGCUCUGGAGAAGUAAACACAGACGAUGGAAAACCAGCUGAAGAAGAACUCAAUGAAGAGGCGCCCGCGAUCACACCUGGGGAAGAGAAAACACCUCACCAGGAUGAGUCUACAACUGAUGUCGAAGUACAUUCGGAAAAAGAACCAAUUGCUGACGAGGAGAAAGUCUCUGAGGACAUUCCCGAGGUCACGGUGGACGAGACAACCCCUUCGGAAAUUACUGCACCAAACAUCGAGCUUCAAAAAAACCAACUUUGUCUUGAAAGCGACUCCGCCACGGGCAGUAGUAGUACGACUCCGUCUUUCCUAAGCCCCAGGACUGAACUCACGGACGAGUCUCCCAGUGAUGAGACAAACUCGUAUAUGACCCCGCCUGAUGAACUCGUCUCGGAAACAGUCGGCGAAGAUCAAGCCUUGUUUUCGUCUCCCGAGUCAGACACGAGCGACCGCCAACGUUACGCUUAUCCCGAGAUUAAUCUCGGAGAUAUACACAAGGUUACUAUAUCACACAUUCAAUCCCCGUCAAGUUUUUUCUGCCAAUUGUCGAGAAUGGAAAUCGAGCUUUCGCACCUCAUGGAGACGAUCCAAACGACUUUCACUGAAGAUAUCCAAGAAACACUUUCCAUCGAUGCCUCUAAUGUGGGUGCCUUGUGCUGCGCCCAGUCCCCCGACGAUGGCAAAUGGUAUCGUGCUGUCGUCAGAAACAUCGGAGAUGAUGAUCACGUCGAUGUCACGCUUGUCGACUUCGGGAAAAACGUCAAUCUGCCGGCGGGCGGACUAAAAUCUAUCAGUCAUGAGUUUGUCACCAGUCUUCCACGCCAGGCUAUUCAUUGCUCCUUAGUGGACCUUGAGCCCGCGGACGAGAAGUGGUCAGCGGAUGCGGUGACAAAAAUGACCGAAGUGUGUGCUGGGAAAAUGCUGGAAGGAAUCUUCCGAUCACGUCAUCGUAAGGUAUACAAUAUUUAUCUUCGUGACCCCGAAGACGAUGACGCGGACUUCGUAAAUAAACUUCUGGUGGAUUUGAAAUUGGCAAGGGUUACUGGAAGGGGUUCUGACUCCGGGGAGGGUGCGGAUUCAAGUGAAAGUAAUGGCGUAAAUGAAGAGUCGGUUCCGGAUGAGAAGAACGAUGAAAAAGAAUCAAGCGGUUCACAAAAUGACGAUCACCAGUCUGAAACCAGCAGAAUGGAGAUUAGCAAAAGUGUGGAAGAGUUUCUAGAAAACUUGAUAGAAGUCGCCAUCGACCAAGCCGUCAAAUCGGCAAUGGAACUAUCGGAGGACACAGAAGAUGUUUCUGAAGGGCAUAGCGAAAUUGAAAAUGUGGGCCGUAGUGAAAUACAAGGUGAAGAUGCUCCUGCUUCGAGAACAGCCGAUGAAACCCAUGACAAAAACAGCGUUCUGUUAAACACGGAAGAAAUUUCUACGGAGGAAUCUACGACCGUGGUUGAAGCUGAAAUUGAAGCUGAAAUUGAAGCUGAAAUUGAAGCUGAAAUUGAAGCUGAAAUUGAAGCUGAAAUUGAAAAGAUUGCUAUGGUGGAAGAGAAUGAGACACAAAGUGGUUUGCAAAGAGAAUUUCAGGAAUGUUUUUCGGAGGAGGUGGAAGAUACGAUUGGAGUUCACUGUGAGGAGUUCGGUGAGACGAAAGAGAGUCCUGGCUUUAGUAAACAGCGUGAUAAUUCAGGCUUUGAUACAUCAAGUGAAGGAGCUUCGGCUGCCAUCUUUGAUGGUGAUGCAGAUAAAGGUAUAGAAAACGAAGGCGAAGAACAAGAGAGCGCACAGAUGAUGUUGGAAGAGGAGGUUGGUAAGCCCGAAGCAUCAAAUGAAACCUGUCCCGAAAAUCAUCAAGUUCCGAGUGAGCAGCAUGAUGUUAGAGGCGUUGAUGAUUCAAGCGAUGCAGCUGCCAUGGUGCUUAUGGAAAUCCCAGGCGAAGAUGAAGAAAGCACAACGACGAUGUUGGAAGAACUGGACGAGAUGGCUGUUGCAACACAUGAAACUUCUGCAACACAUGAAACUUCUGCAGAAGAUACGCUGGAUCCUAGCGGACUGCGUGAUGAUAGAGGGAGUGAUCUUUCAAGUGAUGAAGCAACCGUAAUCUCGUAUCGUCAGGGUGAAGAAGCCUCGUACAAGGAUGAGAAAUGUGGAAUGAUUAUAUUAGACGAGCAGCCUGAAGCAUCGGAUGAAGUCCCUGCAGAAGACGGUCGAGAUGUCCUUGGCAUGGAAGAUGAUGAAGACUGUGAUGAAGGACAGGAUGAAGAGAUUAUUGAACCUCAUUCUGACGCGACGAUAAAUGAAGUAGAGGGUGAUGAAGCGGAAGCUGGCAGUAUAGCAGAAGGACAGAAUGCUUUUUCUGAGCAUGUUGGAGGUUGUGAAGAACAUCCUGAGAGUGUAAAUGGAAUUAUCCAUGAUGAUGAUCAGUAUUGUAUUGACGAGCAGCCUUGUGCACCUGAAAUGGAGAUUGAGGUUGAUCCGGCAGAAAAGGGGGAAGAGAACCCCGGGGAGCCCGAGCCUUGCGCAGUUGGAGAGUCUGAGGCAUUUGGUGAUAGCGAAAGUACGGAUCCAUGUAUUUUACCCGCCAUUGGUGAAGUUGAAGCUUCAGAAGAUGUUCAUGGGGAAAAGAACCAAGAAGUUGAAGAUAGUAUGGAAAAUAUAACCGUUGGCACUUGUGAAUUGUCAGAACCUGAUGCUGAGAAUGGCGGUGUAAAUGGACAGUCUUCAAUUCAAACCGAGCUCGAUGCAAUUCCCUCAGUUUCUGAAGACGACCCCGGUGACGAUCGUAAAAUAGACGUCCACGAGCAAGUAAUCGAUGAUAAGGACUUCUUUGAACAGCAUACGACCGCCAUUAUUGAAACUCAGGUCAAAAAUAAUGAUGAUUUUGAGCACAGGAACGGCAGUACAGCUGAUGAGGAGUAUCGUUGUGGCGUUGGAGACAUGGAUGGCAAACCAUCUUUAGAAGACGACUGUCCCGGUGACACUCCAGAGAAAGUCGUUUUAGAUGCUUUGGUGAGCGAAAUUGCCUUGCGUGCGAAAGUGUGGCAGCAAAGACGAAGACUUUGAUAUCGAUUAACUUUGCAUUUAGUAAUUUUUUUUGUGUCUCAUGUUCACGUUGACAUAAUGUUUUUUAUGAAAACUCAGAGAUUUAUAUUGUUGAAAAGAAAAAAAAGACGCUACCUACUACGUUUUGGUAGUUUGAACGUUAGUUU